AUGGAAUCAUCUAGUAUUUUGAGUAAUUACUUGAUGUCACUGACAGAAAUUAAGUCAGAUAUAUCGUUUGAAAGUUUUUCCAGAGAGUUUCCCUCCAGAACUCCGCAGGACGUGGUUAGAGCAAUUUACGAUCAAUUGAUAAUACAGCAAGAGCAGAAUAUUCGUUCAAAAGUUAUAGAUACUAUCAACAAUACUUAUAAAUUUCCUGUGAAUCAAGUUUCAUCGGUUAUUCAAAAGAAUAGCAGUGUCAAAGAGAAGAAAUUGAAUAAUCUCAUUAAUCAAAUGGAAAAACUUGCAUCUACGUUAUCUUUACAAGAGCAGUCUUUGAGUGAAGAGUCUGACCAGUAUAUAAAGGAAAUUAAAUUAUUAAUAGGAGAAUUAAGCAGUCUAAGGUAUGGCAGAAAAGAUGAUUUUUAUGAGCCUGCUAUGGAUGAAGCACGGGAAUGUAUUGCAAAAAUUAAAAAGUUUUUCGAUAUCAAAAGGUAG
This is a messenger RNA of Spathaspora passalidarum NRRL Y-27907, 486 nucleotides long. RefSeq lists its product as uncharacterized. Gene Ontology annotation, biological process: chromosome segregation. The record is from RefSeq and is a predicted model, not a curated record. The transcript has a single exon. Bases 1 to 486 code for a protein of 161 amino acids. NCBI's taxonomy places the organism in Eukaryota, Fungi, Ascomycota, Pichiomycetes, Serinales, Debaryomycetaceae. Gene Ontology annotation, cellular component: kinetochore; Mis6-Sim4 complex.